Messenger RNA from Panicum virgatum (switchgrass), 606 nucleotides. RefSeq names its product L10-interacting MYB domain-containing protein-like. Bases 67 to 606 code for a protein of 179 amino acids. NCBI's taxonomy places the organism in Eukaryota, Viridiplantae, Streptophyta, Magnoliopsida, Poales, Poaceae. The record is from RefSeq and is a predicted model, not a curated record. The transcript has 2 exons.
GUUGGGGGCGUGGGCGCGGCUGGCAGUGUGCAGGGCGUGGGUGCGGCCGGCCUUCACGGCCCGGGCAUGGCCGGCGGCCACAAGGGCCUGGGCGCGAACAGCCUUCAUGGCCUGGGCGUGGACGCCAGCCAGCAAGGUCUGGGCGCGGCCGGCGGGCAGCACGGCCCGGGCGACAUGGCGGGAACUGGUGCGGCAUCGGCAUCCGGUGGUAGCAGACGUGGCAACAAAAAAUCAAGGGAUGAUGAGGGUGAUCAAAUGGCUUGGAAUGAUGAGCAUACCGCACUUGUUUGCAAGUUGUUCGCUGAACAAGUUAGAAAAGGAAAUAGGCCAAACACUCAUUUGAAUAAUGUGGGCUAUACCGAGGUGAAUGAAAGGUUUUUUCAGUGUACCGGUAUUAUGUUGAAAAAAUCUCAACUUAAGAACAAAUGGGACAAGUUGAAGGCUGAUUUAGGUGCUUGGAGAAAAUUGAUGAGGAAACAAACCGGAACCGGUUGGAAUUGGGACAAGGGAACUAUCAACAUGGAUGCCGAGUGGUGGAAAAAAACAAAAAAUGUGAGCACUUCUCAUGCAUCUAAUAUUUUUCUUUAUGGAUACUUUUCGGGAUGA